GAAGCACAUACACUUUUUCGAGUCAAGCUCUAUAGUCUUUGUGUAGUUGAGUUAAGCUAAGCUAAGGAAAUGUCAGGAUCAUCAACUGAAAGUGAGAUGAUGAAGGGGGAAGAAGUGCACCUGAACGACGAGGAGAUAGUGACUCUAGAUGAGAUGAUAGAGAAAGGAGAGAGUUGGUGCCUCGCUGAGGAUGUCGUAACUAAAUCCGUUGCUGUCGUUGCUAAACAAGAGGGCCUAGACAAGAAUGAGGUUUCAUUAAGUUUGACGGCUUUAGCAGGCACCUUGAAGAAUUUGACAAAAGGACCCUUGGAAAUUACUGAUGAUCAUCAUCGCAGGAAAUGGGAUGGAUACUUUGUCAAAAGGUGUCCAAGUCCUCUUACUAAUCUAGGUUACUUUGUACAAGCAGCCGUCGGGGCUAAGGGAGCCGCAGCAGGGGUGCUGUACACGGGCAGGAAUCGCCGUGGUGAUCCUUGUGGCUGGCUUCUUGCUUGGUCAGACUCCAAGGCCAAUGGAUUGAGGAUUUAUGCAAGGUGUGGCCUUGAAGCCAAAUUCAAGAACCUCGACUGGGACAAUGAUAUUAAGCCCAAGUUGGACGUUGCUGGUUCCUCAGUUAAUGUUCAUGACAAUGAGACCGGAACCUCGGUGAUUGGAAAAAUAGUUGGCUCUAGCGGCAAAGAUCUACUUGUUGCAGCCUUUGCUGGUUAAUAUUAUGCUCUAUCACAUACUCAUCAAUCAUCAUCAGUUCCUAAGCACCGUUAGUGGAAGAAAUUAUGCGUAUAUCUCUAUCACAUACGAUAAAACUUUCCAUGUUUUACUGUUUUUCGAGUUGCUGGUCUGAUUUGUAAUAAGAGCUUGUCAAGCUCACUUUGUUGCAUUAAUUGUUUUUGUCCUGCUUUAAAUUAUAAUUGUAAUUUCUUUGACGACUUUGAGCUUUCCUGAUGUCAAAAGAAAUAUAAAUAAAAUUACUAAUAGUAAUUUAGUAGAUCGAGUAGAUCCUUUAUCGAUAUCGAUCAUCUACUCCUUUGCUACUAAGCAUUGUGUACUAAAUUAUUGAUAAUAAUA
Molecule: messenger RNA, 1062 nt
Organism: Chenopodium quinoa (quinoa)
Lineage: Eukaryota; Viridiplantae; Streptophyta; Magnoliopsida; Caryophyllales; Amaranthaceae
Product: jasmonate-induced protein homolog
Exons: 3
Coding region: 70-705 (211 amino acids)
Source: RefSeq, a predicted model, not a curated record